Messenger RNA from Gopherus evgoodei (Goodes thornscrub tortoise), 669 nucleotides. RefSeq names its product CLN3 lysosomal/endosomal transmembrane protein, battenin (gene CLN3). Gene Ontology annotation, biological process: lysosome organization; regulation of intracellular pH. Gene Ontology annotation, cellular component: membrane; lysosome. The coding region runs from base 268 to 660 and encodes 130 amino acids. The transcript is spliced from 6 exons. NCBI's taxonomy places the organism in Eukaryota, Metazoa, Chordata, Testudines, Testudinidae. The record is from RefSeq and is a predicted model, not a curated record.
UCUCGGCGAAGUCACAGGGCGGCCAUCUUGACUCCUGGCAAACGCCGGGGUGGCCUCCCCCCAUCCCUGCAGCCCCACCCUGCCGCCGGGGGGGGGUGUCACAGUGGGACUCCGGGGAAACAGGAAGUGCGGUCACGUGACCCGGCUCCGGGCCGGGGGGGUCAGGCUGACUGGGGGGAAGGAGCCGCCGCCCCCGGUUCACCACAUCUCUGGGGGAUCAGGGGUCCGAGCCGUGACCCCCCCGCACGCCCCCCCACUCCCGCCGCCAUGGAGCCCGAGCACUGGCAGCGUCUGUCCGACUCGGAGGAUGAGGAGCCACCAGCACCACCUCCUGCCUGCACCAGCUGCUGGAGGAACUUAGCCGGUUUCUGGCUGCUCGGCCUCUGCAAUAACUUUGCCUAUGUGGUGAUGCUGAGCGCGGCCCAUGACAUCCUGAGCCAGCAAGGGGCGCUGGACAUCAACGGGACCACCCAGACUCCCCCGGUGACACCCCCCAGCAGGAACUCGUCCAACACCUCCCGCUAUGACUGCAACCCCAUCUCCACCGGGGCUGUGCUCUUGGCUGACAUCCUGCCUACCCUGCUCAUCAAAUUCAGCGCCCCCUUCUACAUCCACCGUGUGCCCUACGGGAUACCAAUGUCCUUCUCCAGGAGAUGGUGAUAGGCCAUC